AUGUUCCUAGCGAUGCAGGUCGUCCUCAGGAGAAAUACCGUUGCUGGGCCGUCCGCGCUGGCUCGCUUCGUCAGCCACUGUGGCUACUCCACGGCCUCCAAUUCCCAAAGGUUGGCCGGGAAGGUGGCCGUGAUCACUGGUGCCGCCAGCGGCAUCGGCAAGGCGACCGCCGCGGAGUUCGUCAGGAACGGCGCCAAGGUCAUCCUCGCCGACAUCCAGGACGACCUCGGCCGCGCCGUCGCCGCCCAGCUCGGCCCGGACGCGGCCUACACCCGCUGCGACGUCACGGACGAGGCGCAGAUCGCUGCGGCCGUCGACCUUGCGGUGGCGCGCCACGGCCGGCUCGACGUCAUGCACAACCACGCCGGCGUCACCGGGCGGAUGGUCAUAGACUCCGUCGGGUCCCUCGACCUCGCCGACUUCGACCGCACCAUGGCCACCAACGCCCGGUCCGCCGUCGCCGGGAUCAAGCACGCGGCGCGCGUCAUGGUGCCGCGCCGGAGCGGGUGCAUCAUCUGCACGGCGAGCACCGCGGGGGUGCUGGGCGGCAUCAUCGCGCCCACAUACGGCAUCUCCAAGGCCGCCGUCAUCGGCGCCGUGCGCGCGUUUGCCGGGGAGCUGGGCCGUCACGGGGUGCGCGUGAACGCCAUCUCGCCGCACGGCAUAGCCACGCAGUUCGGGCUGCGCGGGCUGGCAGAGCUGUUCCCGGAGGCGAGCGAGGAGGAGCGGAGGCGGAUGGUGGAGACGGGCAUGAACGAGAUGGGCGGCGGGACGGUGCUGGAGGUGGAAGACAUCGCCAGGGCCGCCGUGUACCUGGCGUCCGACGAGGCCAAGUAUGUCAACGGGCACAACCUCGUCGUCGACGGCGGGUGCACGGUGGGGAAGGGGCUCAUCAACCCGGCACCGGCGCAAUAA
Messenger RNA from Triticum turgidum subsp. durum (durum wheat), 915 nucleotides. Lineage: Eukaryota; Viridiplantae; Streptophyta; Magnoliopsida; Poales; Poaceae. The record is from the annotation of a GenBank genome assembly.